AUGUCUUCAUUCCAAGGCAAAGUUAUCGCUAUCACUGGCGCUGGCUCCGGCAUGGGCCUCUCAACGGCCCAGCUCCUAGCCUCCCGCGGUGCUAAGCUGUCAUUGGCGGAUAUCAACGAGGACUCUCUCAAGGAGGCAAUCUCGUCUCUGGAAGAUAGUGCCAGCCACAUUUACGAAGUUGUUGAUGUAAGGAAAGGCGAAGUCGUCAAUACCUGGAUUCAAAACACUGUGAAAAAGCUUGGUAAGCUGGACGGCGCUGUCAACAUGGCUGGUGUUAUCACCCACGCCACGCCCGUUGCAGAGCUCACAGAUAAGGAUUGGGAUUUCGUCUUUGAGGUCAAUGCCAAAGGCGUCUUCAACUGUCUGAGGUCACAACUAGGAGUUAUGUCUGACGGAGGCAGCAUUGCUCUGUCAACACGCCGUUAUCUCGUGGAGAAAAUCCAGAAGAUGUGA
This is a messenger RNA of Colletotrichum fioriniae, 453 nucleotides long. RefSeq lists its product as uncharacterized. Gene Ontology annotation, molecular function: 2,3-dihydro-2,3-dihydroxybenzoate dehydrogenase activity. NCBI's taxonomy places the organism in Eukaryota, Fungi, Ascomycota, Sordariomycetes, Glomerellales, Glomerellaceae. The record is from RefSeq and is a predicted model, not a curated record. Gene Ontology annotation, biological process: siderophore biosynthetic process.